Synchiropus splendidus (mandarinfish) is the source of this 6601-nucleotide messenger RNA. It is a transcript of the gene arid2, whose product is annotated as AT rich interactive domain 2 (ARID, RFX-like). NCBI's taxonomy places the organism in Eukaryota, Metazoa, Chordata, Actinopteri, Syngnathiformes, Callionymidae. Gene Ontology annotation, molecular function: DNA binding. Gene Ontology annotation, cellular component: SWI/SNF superfamily-type complex. Bases 223 to 5160 code for a protein of 1645 amino acids. The transcript is spliced from 22 exons. The record is from RefSeq and is a predicted model, not a curated record. Gene Ontology annotation, biological process: regulation of DNA-templated transcription.
UUAUACAAGUCGUGCAUAGCUUCAUACAUAUAGGGCUGAUCCCCAAUACACGCUAUUGAAUAACGUAUAUAGUAUCAGCAACAAAACUACUCCAAUAACACUGUGUUUAGUUAGAAGACGAUGACAGCUUCGCGAAUGACUGAGCGCCGGCGGAGUAUGGGAUCCUUGGUGUCUUAGGAAGCGACUGAAGUGGGCUUUUACCGUAUUUUGCACGCAAAAACGAUGGCAAAUUCGACGGGGAAAAAUCUACCAGAUCAGCGGAGGAAAGGACAGGCUUUCCUGGACGAGCUGCGGCAAUUUCACCAAAGCCGAGGAUCGCCGUUCAGGAAGAUUCCUAUCGUGGGUGGUAAAGAGCUGGAUCUGAGCGCUCUCUAUUACAGAGUCGUCUCUUUAGGUGGAUUUGCGAAGGUGUCUGACAAAAAUUUGUGGACCGAACUUGGAGAAGAGUUUAACUUCCCACGGAGUUGUUCGAACGCAGCAUUUGCUUUAAAACAGUACUACCUUCGAUACUUGGAGAAGUACGAAAAAGUCCACCACUUUGGCGAGGAUGAUGAUGAAGCUCAGCAGGGGAACCCCAAAGCCUCUCUUCCAAUCGGUGCAAUCCCCAGCUCCUACAACUACCAGCAACAUGUCGUGUCAGACUAUCUCCGCCAAAGCUAUGGAUUGUCUACGGACCUUGUUCCGCCAUGUGACUACAACAAACUGGUGCUGUCUCUACUCUCGGGCCUACCCAAUGAAGUGGACUUCGCCGUCAAUGUUUGCACACUGCUCUCCAACGAGAGCAAGCAUGCCAUGCAGCUGGACAAGGACCCCAAACUGGUCACACUGCUGCUGGCCCAUGCUGGCGUCUUUGACGAUUCACUCGGCAGCUUCUCUGUGGUAUUUGGGAUGGACUGGAAGGAGAAAACAACCCGGGACUUUGUUGGGUUCUGGAGGGAAGUUGUGACAGACUCGGAAGUCAGGGAGCUGAUAUGGGACAAAACCGGACCAGCACAAGAUGGUACACUGAGUGCAGAGCGAUGGUCGAGCCUCUUCCAUCCACCCCGGAAUCUGGGGAUAAGCGACAUGGAAGCUCAGCGCGUACUGCAGAUUGCCGUCAUCUUGCGAAACCUCUCUUUCGAAGAGGCUAACGUCAAGUUGCUGGCGGCCAACCGAACGUGCCUGCGCUUCCUUCUGCUCUGUGCCCACUGUAACCUCAUCUCACUCAGACAGCUUGGACUCGACACGUUGGGCAACGUGGCAGCUGAGCUUCAGCUGGACCCUGUUGACUUUCGAACAACCCAUCUGAUUUUUCACACCAUCACCAAAUGCUUAAUCUCCAGGGACCGGUUUCUUAAAAUGAGAGCCAUGGAGAUCCUAGGCAACCUCAGCAAAGUGGAGGACAACAGCGUGCUCAUCUGCGAGUAUGUGGACCAAGAGUCAUAUCGGGAGGUGAUCCUGCUCCUCACCCUCCCAGACCUCAUGCUCCUCAUGGCCUCCUUGGAAGUUCUGUACCUAUUGGCUCAGUUGGGAGAGAUUCCUUGCAGCAAGAUCGCCUCUGUGGACCGGAGCAUAGACCUACUUGUGCGGUUAGUAUCGGUGGAUCUUCACACUUUUGGGCCAGAUGCUCUAACGGCAGUGCGGUUAAUUGAGCACCAGGCCAACGCAGAGCAGGCAGCCGAGGUUCGGCCACAGCUGGUGGAGCAGGUCCCUGCUGCUGUGCCUGGAGCGGCCGCACCUGCUACAGUAACAAGAGUUCAGGCUCCGUCCACACAACCACAACCGCCACCAGGAAUAGUCGAACUAGACGGAGAGAAAUUUACACUGCAAUGGCUUAAUGCACACUUCGAGACAAACCAAGAGGGCACAGUGUCUCGAUCGGAAAUGUACACAGAGUACCUGACCACCUGCAGCAAAAUGGGUCGAAGUAAUAUUUUGAACUCCACCGGCUUCCUCAAAUGUCUACGGACUGUGUUUCCCAAUCAUACAAUGCGACGGCAUGAUGAUCCCAAGGCAAACGGCCAGCUUCAGAUCCUCUUAGUCGGGCUACGCCGGAGGUCGAUACCCUUGCCCAUCCAGCUGUACUAUCAGCAGCAACAGAAUGCAGGUGCAGCGACAUCAUCAGCCGUUCGGCCUGAAGCACCGGGAGAUCCCCAAGCUCCUCCCCCCGCAGGCUUGCCUCCUGGACUGGGACCACAGCUGAAUCGAGCAGCAGCAGCGAUCCCUGCUGGUACUUCUCCUUCUAUGGCCUUCGCUGCACAGGAAAGUCCCAACAAUGCGAGCCCGUCGACUGUUCCCCACCACCCUGCUCCCACGCAUGUGCCUCCACAGUUGCCACCAAAUCCUCAGGCGCCAGUGCAGCAACAAGUGCGACCAGGUCCCGUGGUUCAGGUCCCAUCGCCUGCAGCACCUGCCACCCAAAACCACAGUCCUCAGAAUCCUGUCGUGGCCAUGCCUCCUCAGCAGCACUCACCGAUGCUCCCCACAGGAACACCUGUCACGCUUUUUCAGCAGGUACCGCCAGGUCACAUACUGACCGCGAGGGUGCAGGGUGUGUGCCCGCCAAUCACCCAGCACCACCAGGGAGCUCUGCCCAUGGUGGAGAGUCAUUGUGGUGUCACUGUAUCUGCACCCUCUUCUACGCAAGUUGGAGCCAGUACAGCGUCGGCCAUCCCCAAUUCCCAAGGUUCUCGUGGGGUUUAUCAGAAUAUUGCCCCCAAGCCAGAGCCAAACCAGUCAGGUGGACCAGCAGCUGCGCUAAACCAGCAACCUCAGCAGAGUGUAGUCAUUGUUAGUCCCAACCCUCAGCAGAACCCAGUCUACACCCCUGCCAUACAUCAGAUAGUUCUCACCAACCCGUCUGUCAUUCCCAGUGCCCAGACGAUUCAGCUCGCAGGACAGCCUGGAGCUGUGUCAAGUCCCUGCCCCACAGCCAACACCCCCAUCCAGCCCAAUCAGACUGUCAGUCAAGCAUUGUCCGUUAAACGACAUCAGCAGCAGCAACAGCAGCAACAACCACUCCAAAUUAUCACGCAGUCACCUCCUCCUCAGCCUACCUCCACAGAGUCCAGCUUGAUCAAACAAUUAUUGCUUCCAAAGCGCGGGCCUUCAACGCCGGGAGGCAAGCUCAUACUGCCUGCUCCACAGGUGCCCCCGCCCAACAGUACUAUCGCGCCCAGUCCUCAGGUCAUCUAUCAGACUGGCUACAGCACCCAAGGUGCUUCUCCUCAGACACAGCAGCUUAACGUUCAGCUGGUUCCAGGUCAGCUUCCAGCUGCUCCCAGCCCAGGCCUCCAAGCAGUUCAGCUCUUACCUGGACCUCUUAUUUCCACAAGCAGUCCAGGGGCAGCUACCAUCAUCCAGGCACCUGCAGCUGCUGGUCAAGUCACAUUUACUGUCGUCCCCAACACUGGCUUCACCACGACCACCGCUGCUGUCGUCAGUCAGGGUGCGGUAGCCCCUGGUGCUGGUGUUCCCCCACCUUCAUUCUCCACUGGAUCCACGCCGCAGCAUAACCCUGCAUCUUCUCCGCCACCACCACCACCGCAGACGCCUCCUCUCAGAGGGGACAAGAUCAUCUGUCAAAAAGAAGAAGAGGCAAAGGACGCGACAGGACUACACAUCCACGAGAGGAAGAUUGAGGUGAUGGAAAAUUCCUCUUUAGCGGACGAAGACACGUCGAACGGUAAAACGAGUAAUGGAGAUGUCGUGCCAGGUGCCAAGCUGCUGAACGGUAGAAAGUGUGUGGAGUCUGAUCUACCUCCUUACCACUCAGGGAACAGCCAGGGGGCGCUGAAUGGCCCCGCUAGGGACAGUCCUCCUAAUGGAAAGCAGGCCUUGUCCCCUGGCACCGAGACCCCUCAGGAGGGAAUCCCUGACUCUAAAAAGACUCUUGUUAAUGGGGUUUGUGACUUUGAUCGGUGUGACAGUGGUGGCAACUUGAACAAAAACAUUCCAAAUCACAUUGCUUCCAAACAGUACUUGGGGAAUGGAGAGGUGGAUCCAUCUGAGAGAAGUCACAGCUCAAACCCUACUCUUCCUCCGUCGCCCCAGCAGGACACUGCCAAAGCCCAGCAGGCUGAGCGCUUGCCCAAUGGACCCCAGACAGCUGGCAACAAGCCCCUCUCGGAAUUAUCCAAUGGACCUUUGGGGCCAGGCCACUCUGUACCAGUUCAAAGACUUCCUAAUUACUCCCACCCCUCCCCACAUACUGUUACCUCCCAGAGUGUCACCUCUUCGCCCACGAAUGGUGUGGCCUCAGACUCACGAAGCCUGAAGAGGCCAGCAGAGAGCGAAGAUCGUGUCACGGCACCGUCUGGGAUCCCCAACAAAGUGGGAGUGCGGAUUAUUACCAUCAGUGACCCCAACAACGCCGGCAGCAGUUCCACCAUGGUGGCAGUGCCGGCAGGGACAGACCCAAGCACAGUAGCCAAAGUAGCAAUAGAGAACGCCACGCAGCAGCAGAGGAACUGCUCGCCAACAGUCCCCUCUCCACCCCCUGUGAACCAGCCUGCCCCUGCUGGUAACCUCAGCCCACAACUCCCCUCACAGCAGAACCCUGCUGGAGCACCCGAACCGGUCAGGAAACCCGGGCAGAACUUCAAGUGUCUGUGGAAGUCCUGUAAACGGUGGUUUGAAACACCAGCUCAGGUGUUUUACCAUGCGGCGACGCAACACGGUGACAAAGAUGUCUAUGGGGGCCACUGUCAGUGGGAGGGCUGUGACCCAUUUCCUCGACAAAGACUUUCCUUCAUUACACAUCUACAGGAUAAACACUGUUCUCGUGAAGCUUUGCUGGCUGCUCUCAAACAAGAGGAGCAGCAGGCUCAGAGUCCCAAUCAGUCUAGCUCCCAGUCUCCGCCAGCAGCAGGCAGCACGCCUGCACAGCGAGCUCCGAAAGCAAUUGUCAAUCAUCCGAGUGCAGCUCUUAUGGCCCUUCGAAGAGGCUCUCGAAACCUGGUCUUCAGAGACUUUACGGAUGAGAAAGAGGGACCAGUGACCAAACACAUAAGACUUACGGCUGCCUUAACGCUAAAGAACAUCGCCAAGCACUCCGACUGUGGUCGCAUGUUGGUAAAGAGGCAUGAGACACACCUCUCUGUCCUGGCACUGAGCAACAUGGAGGUUUCCACGACGCUAGCCAAAUGCCUUUAUGAACUGACACGCUCGCUCCAGGCUUGAAGCCAAAAGGAUGACCGUCACGACCCCUCGGCCCGCCGCACGUCUUCUGAGACGAGAGGUUGGAACGCCACCACAGAGCUGUAGCGGCUCUGCGGGAAAACAGCGGGCCCGCCCUGCUGCCCUCCAGGCCACCACUCAUCCACAGCUCCCUCCCUCACAAACCUGUGUUUCUCCCACCACGCACCUAAGAACUGCCACCAGGGGUCUUCCACCAGCUGCCCGCAAUGGAAGGGGGGCUAUUUCACACUGCUUCCCCAAGGGACUCCACAGAUGAAACCCCAAACACGAGCACAUUUUGUGAACUUUUUUUUUGUCUUGUUUUUCGUUGCGUAUCGUGUGCUUUUGAGUGAGUGGUGACUGACUGAAAGCUGUAGAUGGGUUGGUGGGUGAGAGUGCAGGGGGACGAGCAGAGGAUAGCUCAGCUGGCAACUGGCGAAAACCUUUUUUUUUUUUUUUCCCCUUUCAGAAACUUGGUAGCUUGGUUUUCUUACUUGAGUCAAUAUAUUUUCACUUAUUUAUUAUUGAAAUACCAUUACAUGAAAUGAAAAAGAAUCUUGUAAAUAUGUUGUGAAUAUAUAUAAAAUAAGAAUCUCUUUCAUGCUGAUGCAGCCACUGGAGAACUUGCUCUGUGGAGUAAAAGAAGCAUUAAUUUGGUAGAAUAUGAACUAGUAUGUUGUUUUUUUUGUUUUGUUUUUGGCUUUUUUAUGAUUCCUGGUCACUUGUAUCUAAUGUGAUUCUAUACUCAGCAGUGGAUGAAUGUACUUAAAAACCUGUAAAUAAUUCUGCAAAGGUACUGAUGCUGUAAAGCUUAGGGAGGCGAAAACAGUUUUUUGUGGAACUGUGACAUUUUUGUAUAAUAAUACCUUGUAGAACUCAUUUUGCUGGCUGAAAGAGUAUGGAAUAAUAUAUCAUGUCAUUUUGUAGAAGAAAAAAAAUAUUGAAGGUAUUCUCUUCCCAACACACUUUCCCUGUCAACACACACACACACAAAAGAAGCAUAUAUCCACUGUAAGCGUUUGUCAUGUACGGGCACAGUGCUUGUACCAAAAUUUUUUUGUAUUUGUAAAUUGGUUUAAAUACAUUGGAGUUUUUAUACAGGUUUUCUCCUGUGUUCUUUUUGCUUUAUGUGCAGGUAUAAUAUUUUCUUCACUACGUUUUUUCUAUCUUAAUAUAGUGUGGAGUUUUAUUGUACUAUUUUUUCAUUCUUAAUACCAUGCCACAUUCCGGCUCACGUCCUCAAGACUGUCCUCUCUCCGUGUGUUGUGUAACAUUUAUGACUGCCUGUCGUAUUAGCAUCUGACCGGGGCGAACCCAAACAUCCUCAGUUCUGCGGUGUCAGUAGGAUGUGUGACUAUACAUAGACCUAACAGUCUGUUAGAGAUUGGCUUUAUUUACUUUGGUGACUGUUUAUAGUUUUUAAAUAAAAACACUGAACAUUUUG